GCUUUGUCUGCUCUUCUCCUCUCCUCUCCGUAUACAAACGAUUUCAAUUUUAGACUUUUUGUUCCUUAUGGCCCCAUCACUUCACCCUCGUCGGAAAGAUUUCUUGCUCAAUCACCAUCUCCUCCUGAUUCUGAUCAUUUGCGUUUUGCUUUGUUGCGAGCGUGCUAUUGGAAGCAGACACGCACGUUUAUUAGCCCCGGCCAAAGCUCCCUCCGAUGAAAUCUUGGAAUGGCCAACGAAGGAUAACCGCAGGUUCUUACGUGCUGUGUAUCGUGUUGGCGACCUUGAUCGCACCAUCAAGUUCUACACAGAAGGUUUUGGAAUGAAACUUUUGAGGAAGGGAGACUUUCCAGAAAAGAAAUAUUCAAAUGCCUUCCUCGGGUUUGGGCAGGAAGAAACUACUUUUGUAGUUGAACUAAUAUACAACUAUGGAGUGGACAACUAUGACAUAGGAACAGGAUUUGGCCAUCUGGGUAUUUCAACUACGGAUGUUUACGAAAUGGUCGAAAACGUAAGGGCCCAAGGUGGGAUUAUCACACGGGAGCCUGGUCCAGCUGAAGGUGGUGCAAUGGCCAUCGUUGCUUUUGUGAAAGAGCCAAAUGGCUACGAAUUCGAAUUACUCCAGAGACAACCCACUCCUCAACCACUUUCCCAAGUAAUGCUUCGCGUCGGUGAUCUCGAUCGUUCCAUCAACUUCUACGAAAAGGCCUUGGGGAUGAAGCUGCUACUCAAGUUUGACAGGCCUGAACUGAACUACACCAUAGGCAUGGUGGGGUACGGUGACGAUCAGUACGAGACGACUGUUUUGGAGUUGAUUUACACCUACGGCGUUACUCGAUAUACCAAAGGAAACGCUUAUGAACAGGUUGUCAUUAGUACGGAUGAUGUGUACAAGAGUGCCUUGGUUGUUAACCUAGUAUCCCAAGAGCUUGGAGGAAAGAUAACUCGACGACCAGGACCGAUUUCUCCUAGAAUCAACACCAAGAUCACCUCCUUUCUGGAUCCGGAUGGUUGGAAGAUUGUUCUGGUGGACAAUAAAGAUUUUCUGAAGGAACUGAAGGAGGAGGAGUGAAUUAAUUGCAAUGGGAGCAAUUAAUAUUUGACGCGUUUAUUUCUUCUUUGGAAUUUGUAUAGCAUGUAAAAAGCUUCAGGCUAUGAUCUCCUUGAACAGGAAUUAAACUAGCAAUACCUGUAAUAUCAAUAAGUUAAUUAGUUCGACCAAUUGUUACGGAAAGUUAAGAAUUUUUAUUUUUUAUUUUUUUGAUUUCAGGUUGUAUCUAGUGUUUUUUGUUUUUGUAAUUUCAGGUCGUAUCUUGGGAAAGAA
Molecule: messenger RNA, 1324 nt
Organism: Rhododendron vialii
Lineage: Eukaryota; Viridiplantae; Streptophyta; Magnoliopsida; Ericales; Ericaceae
Product: lactoylglutathione lyase GLX1-like
Exons: 10
Coding region: 68-1072 (334 amino acids)
Cellular component (GO): cytoplasm
Molecular function (GO): metal ion binding; lactoylglutathione lyase activity
Source: RefSeq, a predicted model, not a curated record